AUGGAUGUGUCUUUGCCAUCGGUGUGCAUCUCUGAUUCAGCCAUCAUGGGACGAGAAUCGAUUGAUGAUCAGAGCAGGGAGGCAGAUUUAGAUUCAUUAUCCCAGAACUUGCAUCAACGCCCAGCGUAUCAUCAAUUGCUGCAUAAAAGUGUUGCGCAUGCACACUCCUUGGAUGCUGAGUGCUCUGGAAAUAAGAUUUUGAUACUGAAUUGUUACUUUUGGUGGGUCCUACAGAUUCCACUUUACCCUGCUUCUCUUUUCCAGAGUGAAAAUGAUGGGGAAGGAAUGAGUAUCGUUUUAUACUUUAAGCUUUCGGAAAGUUAUUCUAAGGAGCUUCCAUACCGUUUACAAGAAAAUAUCAGCAGGUUAGUGGAUGAUGAAGUAGAAAAAGUCAAAGGUUUCCCAGUAGAUUCAACUGUACCCUUCCGGGAAAGGUUGAAGAUAUUGGGUCGUGUAGUGAAUGUGGAUGACCUUCAUUUAAGUGGAGCGGAGAGGAAGCUUAUGCAUGCUUACAAUGAAAAACCUGUUCUUUCACGUCCGCAACAUGAAUUCUUCUUGGGAGAAAACUAUCUCGAGAUUGAUUUGGAUAUGCAUAGAUUCAGUUACAUCUCUAGGAAAGGGUUUGAAGCAUUUCUUGGUAGAUUGAAGAUCUGCAUCUUGGAUUUUGGCCUCACAAUUCAGAGGAACAAAGCUGAAGAGUUGCCGGAGCAGAUCUUAUGUUGUAUACGGUUAAAUGGGAUUGAUUACAUGAACUAUCAGCAACUGAGUCAAGAGUCCCUUGAAUAAAGUCAUAACAAAUUUUUUGAAGAGGAUAUGCCAAGACUUGAGACGCUAUCAGGUGAGAGAGUGUUGUGAAAGCUAUCUUUUGAUGAAUCCCUCUCAAGCUUGUUGAGACUUCCCCACUACCUCUUAUAUAUAAACUCUUCAGCUCAGCUUUCUAGUCUUCAAAGUGGUGAAAGUAUCAUAUAUACCCACAUGUUUGUGAGAGAAAGGGUACACUCGAUGGUGUACCCGUUACACAAAAUUCCAAAUAACUAUGUGCAACCUGUAAAAUUUUGCACCUAUUAAUAAAAUGUCUCUCCAGACUUUGGACUCAAACUGUUCCAUACUUGUAUCAAACAUUCAAAUGCUGAGUGAAUUUCCAUC
This is a messenger RNA of Camellia sinensis, 1146 nucleotides long. Lineage: Eukaryota; Viridiplantae; Streptophyta; Magnoliopsida; Ericales; Theaceae. The record is from RefSeq and is a predicted model, not a curated record.